Cladophialophora psammophila CBS 110553 is the source of this 555-nucleotide messenger RNA. RefSeq lists its product as uncharacterized. NCBI's taxonomy places the organism in Eukaryota, Fungi, Ascomycota, Eurotiomycetes, Chaetothyriales, Herpotrichiellaceae. Bases 1 to 555 code for a protein of 184 amino acids. The record is from RefSeq and is a predicted model, not a curated record. The transcript is spliced from 2 exons.
AUGCCAGAAUCAUCAUUCUUCUACUCAGCAGCACCCUACCAUAUCAUUAGCUAUGGUAUCCUCCUGGGUACGACAACAUUCCAAUCUUUCGUCGGGGGAAUCGUAGCCUUUAAAUCGCUUCCUCGACCUCAGUUUGCAACCCUUCAGCAGGCGACGUUCCCAAUAUACUUUGCCAUGCAGUCCGGCUUGCCUAUGGUUCUCGCACUGACAUUCCCUGCUGAGAGGACUGCGAUCGGAACGCGACCUGCCGGCAUAGCGGGUGUUCUACAUCCAGAAAACAGAUUGCAUGUGUUCACUCCCCUGGUGACAAUGCUUAUAUCGGGUCUGUUGAACAUGGCGUACCUCGGCCCUGCAACAACCAAGUGCAUGCUUGACAGGAAACACCAGGAGACCAGGGAUGGGAAAAAGAGCUAUGAUCCUCCACCAUACAGCAAAGAGAUGCAAGCACUCAACAAGAGAUUUGAGAUGCUGCAUGGCACAUCCUCGUUGGUGAACCUGAUGUCAUGGGUGGCUAUGAUCUGGUAUGGCUUCUAUCUUGGCGACAGGAUUGCAUGA